AUGUCGCCAUCCGUCACAGUCACUGCAGAGGUGCUCGGGCCUGGCCUCAAGAAACACUCAAACUCUGGUCGCUACCCUACGGACACGAACCGAACAAGUAUCCGUCCAUGCCUGACAGCUCCAGCCGGAUCUGGAAACGCCGAAGCGACGCCCCAUGGACCGCCGACCGGAGAGCCUGGGCCUACCAUCACCGGUACGACGGCGCUGCAUGGCGAACCUGAAGCAACGCCUCAUGGACCGCCAACUUGUCCUACAUACCCGACAAGCAUCCGCCCACGUCUAACAGUCUCUGCUAGGUCUGGAAUUCACCAAGCAACGCCUCAUGGACCGCCGACUGGUAAGCCGGGACCGACUACCUAUGUUACGACAGUAUCUCCUGAGGCCACCGUGAACUCUCUUUACGAGCGUCGCGAUCUCCGGCUAGUGAGCUCACGCGGACCGCCCCAAGGAGAUCCCACCACGCCCGAGCCACCGCAGGAGACUGCCCAGGACACGAUCCCACCGAUUCCGAGAACCGAUGUGACUGGUACGACAGGCGUCGAUCCCACCCAAACCAAUCUCCCAACAAACAAACGCUCUUCUCUGCCAAGUGAGAGAGUGAAAUCGCCGUUCGAGGUUCAAGUUACUCCCAUCACGGAUCGACCGCCUUACACAGAUGAUGGCACGACCAUCUAUCGCUCGACCUCAUCCUACACUCACGUCGAGAACCGAGUUGAUGGAACGCUGGUGGUGCCAGAGCUCCCAACUUCCACCACUCCUACUCGAAGACCGAGGCCCACUGUUGUAGCAAUUGGCGAUGCGGACAACGCGACGUGCGCCAUCAAUGCCAUUGCGACUCCAUUAUCGUUCUUCCUUGAGGGCAUCACGCCCGAGGAGCUCGCCCGCGGGCCUAUCACGACCUGUGAUACAAGCCUCUAG
Molecule: messenger RNA, 918 nt
Organism: Cyphellophora attinorum
Lineage: Eukaryota; Fungi; Ascomycota; Eurotiomycetes; Chaetothyriales; Cyphellophoraceae
Exons: 1
Coding region: 1-918 (305 amino acids)
Source: RefSeq, a predicted model, not a curated record